Perognathus longimembris pacificus (Pacific pocket mouse) is the source of this 6286-nucleotide messenger RNA. It is a transcript of the gene Kif2a, whose product is annotated as kinesin family member 2A. The transcript has 21 exons. The record is from RefSeq and is a predicted model, not a curated record. Gene Ontology annotation, biological process: microtubule-based movement. The coding region runs from base 315 to 2549 and encodes 744 amino acids. Gene Ontology annotation, molecular function: microtubule binding; microtubule motor activity; ATP binding. NCBI's taxonomy places the organism in Eukaryota, Metazoa, Chordata, Mammalia, Rodentia, Heteromyidae.
CCCCAGCGUCGGCUCCCGGGCGGGCGGCGCGCGGGCCCUCCCACUCUCCCCCGCGCCGCCUCACGGCCCCGGCCCUCGCUUCACCCCGACGCCCCGAGUGCUCGUCCUCUCGCCCGCCCGCCCGCCGAUCCCGGGGCCUCCGCCCGCUUCCCGGCUGCUUCUCCUUCGCCGCCCCGCUCGCGUUCACGCUGCCUCCCGGGCCGGCGCGGCCGCGGGCCACCGCUCCCCUCCCCGCGCCCACCCCGCCCCCUCCCCGCCUUUUCCGCCCUGCCGUCCCCCUGCCCCGGCCCGCAGCCGCCGCUCCAGAUGAGGUGAUGGCAGCGGCCAACUUCGGCAAGAUCCAGAUCGGGAUUUACGUGGAGAUCAAGCGCAGUGAUGGCCGAAUACACCAAGCAAUGGUAACAUCUUUAAAUGAAGACAAUGAAAGUGUAACUGUUGAAUGGAUAGAAAAUGGAGAUACAAAAGGCAAAGAGAUUGACCUGGAAAGCAUUUUUUCACUUAACCCUGACCUGGUACCUGAUGAAGAAAUUGAACCCAGUCCAGAAAUACCUCCACCUCCAACAUCCUCAGCAAAAGUAAACAAAAUUGUAAAGAAUCGACGGACUGUGGCCACAGUUAAGAAUGAUCCUCCUCCAAGAGAUAAUAGAGUGGUUGGUUCUGCACGUGCACGGCCUAGUCAGCUUCCUGAACAGUCUUCCUCUGCACAACAGAAUGGUAGUGUUUCAGAUAUAUCUCCAGUUCAAGCUGCAAAAAAGGAAUUUGGACCCCCUUCCCGUAGAAAAUCUAACUGUGUGAAAGAAGUAGAAAAAUUACAAGAAAAACGUGAAAAACGGAGACUACAACAGCAAGAACUUAGAGAAAAAAGAGCCCAGGAUGUUGAUGCUACAAACCCGAAUUAUGAAAUUAUGUGUAUGAUCAGAGACUUUAGAGGAAGUUUGGAUUAUAGACCAUUAACGACUGCAGAUCCAAUUGAUGAACAUAGAAUAUGUGUUUGUGUAAGAAAACGACCACUCAAUAAAAAAGAAACUCAAAUGAAAGAUCUUGAUGUGAUCACAAUCCCUAGUAAAGAUGUUGUGAUGGUACAUGAACCUAAACAAAAAGUAGAUUUAACAAGGUACUUAGAAAACCAAACAUUUCGUUUUGAUUACGCCUUUGAUGACUCAGCUCCUAAUGAGAUGGUUUACAGGUUUACCGCUAGGCCAUUAGUGGAAACUAUAUUUGAAAGAGGAAUGGCUACAUGCUUUGCCUAUGGGCAGACUGGAAGUGGAAAAACGCAUACUAUGGGUGGUGACUUUUCAGGAAAGAAUCAGGAUUGUUCUAAAGGAAUUUAUGCAUUAGCAGCUCGAGAUGUCUUUUUAAUGAUAAAGAAGCCAAAUUAUAAGAAACUAGAACUUCAAGUAUAUGCAACCUUCUUUGAAAUCUAUAGUGGAAAGGUAUUUGACUUGCUAAAUAGGAAAACAAAAUUAAGAGUACUAGAAGAUGGAAAACAGCAGGUUCAAGUGGUGGGAUUACAAGAACGAGAGGUCAAAUGUGUGGAAGAUGUCCUGAAACUUAUUGACAUAGGCAACAGUUGCAGAACAUCUGGUCAAACAUCUGCAAAUGCACAUUCAUCUCGGAGCCAUGCAGUGUUUCAGAUUAUUCUCAGAAGAAAAGGAAAACUGCAUGGCAAGUUUUCUCUCAUUGAUUUGGCUGGAAAUGAAAGAGGAGCUGAUACUUCCAGUGCAGACAGGCAAACGAGGCUUGAAGGUGCUGAAAUUAAUAAAAGCCUUUUAGCACUCAAGGAGUGCAUCAGAGCCUUAGGUAGAAAUAAACCUCAUACUCCUUUCCGAGCAAGUAAGCUCACUCAGGUGUUAAGGGAUUCAUUCAUAGGUGAAAACUCACGUACCUGCAUGAUCGCCACAAUCUCUCCAGGAAUGGCAUCCUGUGAAAAUACACUUAAUACAUUAAGAUAUGCAAACAGAGUAAAGGAGUUUGGAAUUAGUCCUUCAGACAUUCCCUUCUCCCAGGGUAGUGGCAAUCGCCCUGAUCUAUCUCCUUCUUAUGAAUAUGACGACUUUUCUCCUUCGAUUACCAGGGUCAAAGAACUGACAGUAGAUCCAUCUGCUGCUGGUGAUGUCCGUCCCAUUAUGCACCAUCCACCAAACCAGAUUGAUGACUUAGAGACACAGUGGGGUGUGGGGAGCUCCCCUCAGAGGGAUGAUCUAAAACUUCUUUGUGAACAAAAUGAAGAAGAAGUUUCUCCACAACUGUUUACUUUCCAUGAAGCUGUGUCCCAAAUGGUAGAAAUGGAAGAACAGGUGGUAGAAGAUCACAGGGCAGUGUUCCAAGAAUCAAUUCGUUGGUUAGAGGAUGAAAAGGCUCUUCUAGAGAUGACUGAAGAAGUAGACUAUGAUGUGGACUCCUAUGCUACACAACUCGAAGCUAUUCUUGAGCAAAAAAUAGACAUUUUGACUGAACUGCGCGAUAAAGUGAAAUCUUUUCGUGCAGCUCUACAAGAAGAAGAACAAGCCAGCAAGCAAAUAAACCCGAAGAGACCCCGUGCCCUUUAAAUUGGAAUUUGCUGCUAAAGGACCCAGAACCCUUGCAACUGUACCAUACAGUGGUUCAGCUGAAAGGGCCCUUUGAGAGUUUGAAAUUUCAAAUGUCUGUGGAAAAUGUCUUGUCUUUUACCUGAAUGACAUUUCAAUUUUGUGAAACUUUUUUUUUUUUUUGUCUACAAAAUGCUUCUAGUCCAGGAGAUACAACCAAGAAUUGGGAUUAGUGAAGUAUUUUGUUUCAUUUACCCAAAUAGUGAUUUACUUUUGGAGAUCUUUGCCAAGUUUAUUUUCCAUUUGAUGAAGUAAGUUUGUGGAUGAUCCGGAGGUUGGGGAGUAGAGGGAAGCCACAGCAUUUCCUGUUAACUCGGUCAAUUUCGUAGCGAGUUGAACAGUUUUAAAUACUUUGCGUGCAUGCAUACCUCAUCUGUGAUUGUACAUACCUGACCUAAUUCCUAGAGACAGCUGUGCUCACUUCUUGCUCUGUGCCUUGACCAAGGCUAUUGACCCUAAGUUUCUUAAACACAGCCAAGAUAAAUUACAUUCCUUAUUUGUCAUUGUAAAUUACCUUUAUUGUGUGUACAUUUUUACUGUAUUUGAGACUUUUUGUGUGUGACUUAGUUGAUUUUGCAGGAUGUGCCAUAUCAUUGAACGGAACUAAAGUCUGUGACAGUGGACAUAGCUGCUGAACCAUUCCAUCUUAAAUGUAAAGAAAUCUGGAAUUAUGAUUUUUAAAACCAUAACAUGUGAUCAUAAUUUUCUUAGCAUUUUCUUUGUAAAGAACUAAAAUAUAUACUAGUUGGUGUAUAAUAAAAAGUAAUGAAAUUCUGAGAAGAGUUUUAUCUUAGGAUAAUACAUAUAUAUACUGUGUGUGCCAGUGUGAUGUUAAAACGAUUAAUAGUGCAAUUUGAUCUUUACCAGUACCAUUCUUUAAGUUCAAGUGUUCAUUAGCACCCCCAAAUUUACCUAUUUAAUGUGCUGUUAAAAGGAAAUUGGCUUCUGAUGCAUGAACAUUUAAAUGUACAUUGAAAGUAGUCCGUAAUAGAAGUUAGUUUGAACCAAGUAUAGACACUAUAUAACUCCCUUGAAAAGGAAUUACAAGAAAAAGUUAUGUUGCCUUGAAAGGCAGGUCUCAUCCAAACUACAUCUGGUACCUGAUGUGUGAUGUUUCACCAUUAUCUGUGAGAAUAACUGCAUUCUUACCAGUAGACCGGUAGGCUACUCUUGAAAUGGUAGCACUUAUUUUUACAAACUGCUGAGGAAGAAAACUGGCCAUUCUUCAUGUAAAUAUUUAUGUUUAAAGAUUUAAUAUAUCUCUCUAGGAGUUUUCCUUGGUUCCCAUGAUAAAGUUCAAGAGUAGAUUAAUGACAAAGUCUCCCAAGGAUAUCUUGUUUUUUUAUUUACUCUAAGGAACUACUAGCUCAUUCAUAAACCAAAGGGAAACUAUGAAUAGAGAGUCACAUGAGCCAGAUUCUCUACUUCACUGGUCAAGAACUCAAAGUAGCUGUGAGAAUUCUUAGUACUAUGGUGAAAAGCUCUGUAAACAUGAAAUCUAAAACAAAUGUAGAUUUUUCAUAUGAUUAUUAAUAAAUAAAAUCUAUGGACUGAGUUUACAUAAUAUACUUCAAUACAGUCACCUUUAUUUUGGAAGGAACUCAGGUUUUCUUGUAGUCAAAAGAUAUAUUCUAUUUGUGUUUAUUGCAAAAACAAGAAUGGAGAACUACUGAUCUUACAAAGGCUGUAUGAAAAGAUAAUUUCUUGAGAUUGAUCUUCAAAAGGUAGUGGAAAUUGUUCAUUUUAAGCACAACUGAUUAGCUUUAUUUGUAUUGGAUGGAUACUAUCUUUGGAAGGUGUUUUUAUAGAUGUGCAACGCUGCCUUAAUAGUAUGAUGGAGAUCAGCAGACCAGCUAUUUCAAAAAUUUGUACCAGACAAAAUAUUGAGAGCUAGUAUGAUAUAGUCCUUUAGCUUUACAUAGAUGGGGAAAAUGGAAUUCCAGAAAAGGAACCAACUUAAUAUUUUUAGGGGAAAGGAAAAGAACCUCAGAAGAUGGAAUUGAAUCUUAAAACGAAUCCCAUAAGAUGUGGUUAAUUUACGGAAAAAACAUUCUGUAGUAUUUUCUUAAUUUUGUUAGCUGAUGUGUAUUAAGAAGUAGUUGAGAAUACACAUUAAUUAUAUAGUACCAUUUACUAUGAGUUGGAAGCCAGAUUUCAAAAGCAAAAGAAAGUUGAAGCAAACAAUGUAUCUUCCUUUCUAAAUUUACUCUGUAUACCUUUGCUAAAUGAAUUGGAAAUACCCCUAUAUUAAGCUUUAGGUAUAAAGAAAGUCAUGUGAAGAUAUCACUCAAGAUAUCUUAAUUUUCCUCUAUAAAUGAAAUAGCACAUUCAGCAUGAAGUGCAUAUUUAUUUAAACGCAGUAGCUAAUAAAACUUGAUACUUAUUAAACAAGCAUUAUAUACUGGAAAUUUCAAUUACCCAGAAGUCAUAAAUACCAGAGAACUCCAGUUAUGAAAAAUUGCUGAAAGCAGAGAUUUUGAAACCCAACUGACUUGGUAAAAAAACCUUUUGAAACUUAGCAAGUGAGUGUCUCCCCAAGAAAAGGCAAAUAAUGUCAUUAGUCAACUUCAUUCUAGUUGCGCUUCCUCAUUUUGUAGGUAAGAGAUCAAAAUCAGGGCAUGGUUGGUACUGUACCAUGGCGGCAGGAUCAGGGUUCCCCAGAGCCCCCAAGACAGUCUGAGCUCUAACAGAACCGAUGAAGAGGGAAGCAAUCAAACUAUUGGAUAAUCAGGGAAACAAAUAAGAAAAACAUUAAAAAUUUUUAUUGUACAUGUGAGUAAUAAAUGGUACAGAAAUGUAUGGGUAGUUGAGCCUAUUUUAACUUAAGGGAAUGAGCAGACGGCCUAAAGAGGGACUCAUAGUAAAUAGAAAAUAACAUCUUUAUAUGAUGAAGUGUAAGAAACAUUGAAGGUUGUGCGUAUCUGCGGCUCUUGAACUUGAAACUAAUACGUAGAUUGGAUAUGUGUAGUAUAUGAAACACAAAACCAAAAGAACUUGAUACUAGAACUGAUUACCUUAAAAUAUACAGAAUAAUCAAUGGUACAACAGUGAUUUUAAGUGAAAAACCAGUCAAGCCCAGUGCAGUUCAUUGUAUAGUUUAUAUAUAUAUAUAUACAUGUAACCUUGAAGAAGCUUUCCAAAUAGCUAUGAAAAAUGGAUACCUUCUGAAUUGAAUCCAUGUAGCAAUCUGGAAAAAAGAAAAAGACAAGAGGGGUUGGUAUUGAAAAGCUAAUUUGUGUCACAUAGUGAAGGUUGGGAUGGUUAUAGAGAUUUGUGCUGCCAAUCCUGAUAUAAGACAUGCCAGUUUACUCAAGCUCUCACCUAACACUAAUUAAAUCUAUUCUCCAAAUAAAUCCAAAAGAUAUAUUUUAGCUAAAACCAAGUCAUGUUGGUGUCCCUUUUGUCAUAGCCUACCUAGUGGGCCUGCAUUAUCUUUCAUUAGCCCAGGCCUCAUGCCCAUUGGCAUGUCUGGAAUUUGAGGCAGAAGUUAAAUGAAAAAUCAGUUUUCACAUGCCCAUUUGAGCUAUACUGAGGUUCAAAUACUUGGUUUUUCUUGGUGAAUACCUACUUAUUCAUCUGAACUACUCUGAGAAAAUUCAGUAAGAAUGAAUACUUCCAUUUAGACCUGAGAUUAUUUUCAGGCUGGUUUAUAGGAAGAGGGCCAGAUGAAUUCAAUCUUCUGAAAAAGUGUAAGUUCU